AGAAAUAUGUGAAGAGUGGAGUGCAGGGCAUUCGGGUAUAGUUCCUCCAACUGAAUAUGAUUUGAUCUGAGUCUGAGCUCUUUUAUGGCAUCAAUGAGGACAUGGAGGACAGCUUUUCUAACGCUGAGGGACGAAACCCUAACAGCAGCUUCUCCUGUUCCACAGCUUCUCCAUGAUCUCAUUUUUUCUCAUUCCCACUCUUUAAUCUCUGCUGCUUCCCACCUGCCUCCGCAUGAGGUUACUUCCGAUUUACUAUUCCUCUUGGAUUUGGCUGCUCAUUCUGCCCAGCAUCCAAAUUUUGAUUCUCUUUUUACUCAAACUGCUCUCUUGAUGCAUGAACUAUGUCAAUCUCAAGGUCUUCCUAUUCAAUUCAUCUCAUCUUCUUGGAUUCUUUUCCUGAAUUCCCUUUCCACCAUCCUCCAAACCUUUCUCCGCAAUAAUGCAACUGCAUCCACCGUUAAACCUGCCGUCCAGUCCAUUCAAACCCUAAGGCAACUUGUCAACCUUCAUCACCCUAAGUUUUCUCUGUCAGAUAAUCUUCAGCUGCUGAAAUUUCUUCUUCCAAUAGUUGAGCUCUCAUAUGUACACUUGGUUUACUCAUCUACUGCAAGUGCGCCCCAAAAGCCUGCUGCACCUACUGCAAAGAGCUUGUCUAAAUAUACUAGCUUUUGGGAGCUUCAUACUGAUACAUUUGCUAUGUUAGGUGAAACUUUUAUGAGGGUUGGGUCUUCUGUUCCUGCAGACAUUUGGCAAUCUACAAUCGAGGCUCUUAGGAAAGUGAUGGAUGCUUUGGCCUUAAAAAGCUUGCUUGUUGAAGAUGUCAUUAUGUCCAGGUUUUAUGCAUCUCUUCUUAAUAGUCUACACUUGGUUCUUGUGAAUCCUAAAGCUUCCCUUCUUGACCAUGUCUCUGGUUUUGUGACCACACUCCGCAUGUUCUUUAUUUAUGGGCUUACCAUCAAACAACUAUAUAUAUUACCCGCUUGUCAUCUCAAGGAGAAGGACAUUAGUACAAUGCAUCUUAAGUUGACAGUAGAAGAACCUACAAGAAAAGAUCGUGCUCCAUAUAGGCCUCCACACUUACGCCAAAAAGACAGUUUAAUUAUGAAGCAGCCGAAAGCUCGGGAUUCUUUGAGCUUCUCAGAUCAUGAAUCUUCCACUGCUGAGAGUAUGUCAUCAGAUUCAGACUGCAGUGACAGUGAUGGAGCAGCAAAAGAGACCGAUAGUAUUCAGAGCUCUAAGGUUCGAGUUGCUGCAAUUGUUUGCAUACAGGACCUUUGUCAAGCUGAUCCCAAAUCAUUUACGACUCAGUGGACAAUGCUUUUGCCAACCAAUGAUGUUCUGCAACCAAGGAAGUCUGAGGCUACUCUGAUGACAUGUUUGCUAUUUGAUCCUCAUUUAAAGGUGCGAAUUGCCUCUGCUUCUACUCUGGCAGUUAUGCUGGAUGGGCCUUCAUCUGUUUUUCUGCAGGUAGCAGAGUAUAACGAAACAAGUAGAUGGGGAUCUUUUAUGGCCCUUUCAAGUUCCCUUGGGAGAAUACUAAUGCAACUUCAUAUUGGUAUACUAUACCUGAUCCAGCAUGAAACUUGCAGUAGAAUGCUGCCGUCCUUCUUCAAGAUUCUCAUGCUUUUGAUGUCAUCUACACCAUAUUCAAGAAUGCCUGGAGAGUUGUUGCCGACAGUAAUUACAUCUUUGUUGUCAAGGACUGAUAAGGGAUUCCCUUUUAGAAGUGAUCAAACUGCUUUGUUGGCUACUGCUAUUAAUUGCUUGACAGCAGCUCUUUCUACAUUACCUCCAUCACCACAUGUCAAACAAAUGCUAGUAGAAGAAACGUCAACAGGUGUUGAUGUGGCAGAGAAGAGGUCUGGUGUUCUUUCUACACUAUUGCAUUAUUCCAACCACCCAACCAACUCAGCAAUAUGUUUUGAAGGCCUCCAGGCACUUAGAGCUGUGAUACACAAUUAUCCGAACAUAGCAUUUGCAUGUUGGGAACAAGUUAUACUAGUCCUUUCCAAAAAAAUGAGGGUUGCCGUCUCAGAAGCUCCUGUACGGGCAGGGAAAGGGCAUGUGGGAGACAAUGUUGGUUUUACUGGUGAAAAAGUUCUGACAGCAGCUAUUAAGGUUCUAGAUGUAUGUCUUCGUGCAACAUCUGGAUUUAAAGGAACUGAAGAUCUAGAUGACAAAUUAUUGGAUAACCCAUUUACAGCUGAUUGCAUAAGGACAAAGAAAGUAUCAUCCGCUCCGUCAUAUGAACCAGAGAGUACAGAAGAUAUUAAGGAAGAACUUCAAGUCUUUGAGCCAGGGUGUCAGUGUUGGUCUGAGACAUUAGAGAAGCAUAUACCUCCGAUGCUGCAGCAUCCUUCUUUCUUGGUGAGAACCGCAUCAUUGACCUGUUUUGCGGGUAUUACAUCUUCCGUGUUCAUAUCCCUUGCAAAGGAGAGACAAGAGUUUGUUAUUUCUUGUUUGAUCAAUGCUGCCGUGCAUGACGGUGUUCCUUCAGUUCGGUCAGCCACUUGUCGAGCUAUUGGUGUGGUAUCUUGUUUUCCACAAGUUUCUCACAGUGCAGAGAUUCUUGUCAAGUUUAUCCAUGCUGUUGAGAUAAAUACUCGUGAUCCCUUGGUUUCGGUCCGAAUAACAGCCUCUUGGGCUUUGGCAAACAUCUGUGGUUCUCUGCAACAUUGUAUUGAUGAUUUUCCUGUGGAGAAAUAUGCUGAUUUAAAUGGGAACCUUCAAGUUAUGGAAUUCUUAGCUGAGUGUGCUUUGCAACUCACGAAAGAUGGUGACAAGGUUAAAUCAAAUGCUGUAAGAGCUCUGGGAAAUCUUUCAAGAUUUGUCAGAGUCGCUUCUGUUACACAAGGAGAUUCUCAUCUUCUGGAGAGAAUGGUUCAAGCGUUCCUUUCUUGUGUCACGACUGGGAAUGUCAAGGUUCAGUGGAAUGUAUGUCACGCACUGAGCAACCUAUUUUUAAAUGAGACAUUAAGACUGCAAGAUAUGGAUUGGUCUCCCUCUGUGUUCAGUAUUCUUCUACUGUUACUACGUGAUUCGUCAAAUUUUAAGAUCAGGAUACAAGCUGCCGCUGCUUUGGCUGUACCAGCUUCUGUACUGGAUUAUGGCGAAUCCUUCUCAGAUGUUGUUCAAGGUUUGGAGCAUGUAGUUGAAAAUCUAGGAUCAGACAAAAUAUCAACACCAUCAAGUUUCAAAUACAGGGUUGUGCUUGAGAAGCAGGUAACAUCAACCCUGUUGCAUGUCCUUAGCCUUGCUUCAAGCACUGAUCAUCAAUCCCUGAAAGAUUUUAUUGUGAAGAAAGCCCCAUUUCUGGAGGAGUGGUUAAAGAAUGUAUGCUUGUCAUUAGGGGAUACAAGUGGCAGAAACUCCGUCGAAAACCUAAAGAAACAAGUGAUAUCCAGGGCAAUACAUUCAUUGAUAAAAGUGUUUGAGAGCAAGAAUCAUCACGCAAUUGCACAUAAAUUUGAGAAGCUGGAUAAGUAAGUUGGUGCACUGAUCGAUAGAAAUCAUUGUCGGCGUUUUUGGACUAAAUAAACUGGCAGCGGGUGAUUAUGUUAAACUUCAUUCCACUUUUGGUUGCUGAUUGUAGAUUGAAACAUGUGAUGCUUAUUAUAAAAGGAAUGGAUGUUUUAGUUUAUAGUAAAGUAUGAGUUGGCUUGUCCAUUACUUAGUAAGAGUUGAGAGAUCCAUCCUACAAUUAAAGCUUCUUUAUCUUUUUGACUGACUUGAAGUUGUAUUAUUGUAUCAAGGAAUAAUGGUCUUUAAUUUCAUUCUUUCUAUUUAUAUUA
This is a messenger RNA of Mercurialis annua (annual mercury), 3791 nucleotides long. RefSeq lists its product as uncharacterized. Lineage: Eukaryota; Viridiplantae; Streptophyta; Magnoliopsida; Malpighiales; Euphorbiaceae. The transcript has 28 exons. The record is from RefSeq and is a predicted model, not a curated record. The coding region runs from base 85 to 3486 and encodes 1133 amino acids.